AUGAAGGGCAAGGUGCGGCGGGGGUGCGGGGGGCCUUGCAACCACUGCGGGCGGACAUGCAGCCCGUGCUGGCGCAAGGGCCCGCCGGAGAAGCCGGUGCUCUGCAACGCCUGCGGCGCGCGCUACCUGGUCAAGCGCAACCUCGAGGGCUACAUGCCGGGCCAGAAGGCAACCGGCGGCGUAACCCCCAGGGAGCCCCCCAGGACGGAAGCCCGCAGCUUGCUGAGUUGCGAUCGGGCAUCCUCGGGCAGCUCUGACAGGUCCACCGGGGAUAGGCGGUCGGUGAGCUCCAGCUCGCUUUCUCACAGCCCGGGCGCACGGCCCAGGCGGAGGCGCAGGGUGCUGUACCGGCCCGGGGGGGAUGAAGAUCUGGAUUGGGACGUGAUGGAGACCGACGGGGCCGGGGGUGAGGAGGGCUGGUCGUGGCGGCGGUUCGAGAUCGGCCCGCGCGGGAGCUUUGCAGGGGAGGCGAUGGCCUCCGACCAGGUGAGGGGCCGGAGUCCCGUCGCGGGGUGGAGCGCGGGGGGCGCCGCCUGGCCAAUUCCGGCCCCCGCAGGUUUUGACCGAUGGCUGACCGCGCAGGAGUACCUCGAGGACCUGGCCCGCGUGGCCGCCUGCACGCUGGCGAUGCUGCGCUGCUCCGGGCCGCACCUCAAGGCGGCGAAGGGCCACGCGGUGCGCCGGGGGGCGGUCGUCAAGCCCCCCCAACAUCGGUACCGAUUCAUCAGCCAGGGCUGA
Messenger RNA from Ostreobium quekettii, 738 nucleotides. The record is from the annotation of a GenBank genome assembly. Lineage: Eukaryota; Viridiplantae; Chlorophyta; Ulvophyceae; Bryopsidales; Ostreobiaceae.